Molecule: messenger RNA, 154 nt
Organism: Loa loa (African eye worm)
Lineage: Eukaryota; Metazoa; Nematoda; Chromadorea; Rhabditida; Onchocercidae
Exons: 1
Source: RefSeq, a predicted model, not a curated record
AUGAUCGGUUAUCGAAUUAUUGUUUUACUUCUCACAACCAUUUGUUUAUCAAUGAUGAUGGCUAAUAUGCUUACAUUCAAUUUUUGCAUCAUUUGUAUAACUGCUGAUAAUUAUGAUUAUUUGGAAAGUAAUAUCGAAAUUGAUAAAUUAAACG